AUUAUAAAUUAUAUUUUGUUUGGAUAAUCGUAGUGUCCAAUUCAGCUCAUGAGCACCUCGACUAAUUUCACAGGUAUAGGAAGAUACAUAUUAUUUAGCAACUUUCAAAGAGCUUGAUGCAUAUUAUUUUGCAACUUCCAAAGAGCUUCUAGUGUUUGGAUAAUCGUAGUGUCCAAUUCAGCUCACGAGCACCUCGACUAAUUUUAUAGGUACCAAGAAGAUGCAUAUUAUUUUGCAACUUUCAAAGAGCUUCUAGUGUUUGGAUAAUCGUAGCGUCCAGUUCAGCUCACGAGCACCUCGACUAAUUUCACAGGUACCAAGAAGAUGCAUAAUAUUUUGCAACUUUCAAAGAGCUUCUAGCGUUUGGAUAAUCGUAGCAUCCAGUCUAGCUCACGAGCACUUCGACUAAUUUCACAGGUACCAGGAACAUGCAUAUUAUUUUGCAACUUUCAACUUCUAGUGUUUGGAUAAUCGUAGUGUCCAGUUCAGCUCACGAGCACCUCGACUAAUUUCACAGAUACCAAAAAGAUGAAUAUUAUUUUGCAACUUUCAAAGACCUUCUAGCGUUUGGAUAAUCGUAGCGUCCAGUUCAGCUCAACCUCGAUACCAAAAAGAUGCAUAUUAUUUUGCAAAUUUCAAAGAGCUUCUAGCGUUUGGAUAAUCGUAGCGCCCAAUUCAGCUCAGGAGCACCUCGACUAAUUUCACAGAACAUGCAUACUAUUUCGCAACUUCCAAAGAGCUGCUAGUGUUUGGAUAAUCGUAGCUUCCGGUUCAGCUCAUGAGCACCUCGACUAAUUUCACAGGACUUUGCUUAUCAAUAUGUAACAUUAAUAGUACUCAUUAUCUAAGAGAUCCAGCAACUUUAUGGUGUCCUGAUAACAUCUUCAAGUUGGGAUUUUUCAGUCCUGGAAGUAGAAAUAGCUCGAAUCGCUACGUUGGUAUUUGGUACAACUUCUCAGAAACAACUGUUGUUUGGGUAGCAAAUAGAGAUAAACCAUUGAAAGAUUCAUCUGGUGUAUUCAAGAUAUCUGAUGAUGGAAAUCUUGUUGUGAUGAAUGGAAUGAAUGAAAUUCUUUGGACGUCAAACGUGUCAUCUAGUUCGCGUGUUGUUAUGAAUUCGACAGCUCAGUUACGCAGUGGGAACCUUGUUUUACUUGAUAACGCGAAAAAUGGGAACGUAAUAUGGCAAAGUUAUCAACAUCCUAGUGAUACAUUUUUGCCUAAGAUGAAAAUUCCUAUUAACUCUGCUAAAACAGGAGAGAAAACAUGUCUAAGAUCUUGGAAAAGUUCAUUGGAUCCAAGUUUUGGUGAUUUUUCGACUAGUAUUACCGCGAUUCUUCCUCAGCUUUUAAUUUGGAAAGGGGAGUAUGUUCUCUGGCGUAGUGGUCAAUGGAAUGGUCAGAUUUUUAUUGGAAUAAAGCGUAGGCGUAGCGUGCAUACUGGUGAAUACAAUGUUGUUGAUGAAGAAGAGGGAACUGUGUAUCUUACGCGCCUUGUUGAACGAAAGGAAGCUACUAGGUUCGUCUUGGAAACGACUGGGAACUUGGUACAGUCAUACUGGGAUGAGAUUGAGAGGAAAUGGAAGUUCCCAUGGUCAGCGAUUGAAAAUGAUUGCGAUGUUUAUGGAACUUGUGGUCCAUUUGGGAGGUGCAAUUCAUUGGAUUCGCCAAUUUGUUCGUGUUUAAGAGGGUUUGAGCCAAAGAAUAGAGACAAAUGGAGAAAGGGGAAUUGGAGUAGUGGUUGUGUGAUGAGGAAAAGCUUGCAAUGUGAUUGA
This is a messenger RNA of Capsicum annuum, 1774 nucleotides long. RefSeq names its product G-type lectin S-receptor-like serine/threonine-protein kinase At1g11330. The record is from RefSeq and is a predicted model, not a curated record. The coding region runs from base 779 to 1774 and encodes 331 amino acids. Lineage: Eukaryota; Viridiplantae; Streptophyta; Magnoliopsida; Solanales; Solanaceae. The transcript is spliced from 3 exons. Gene Ontology annotation, biological process: recognition of pollen.